AGGGGUACAUUACUACAGGCAUCGUCACUGAGGAAGUUUGUUAUCGCAACUGCUGCUAACGGCUAACGAGCUAGAAAGUAAACAAGAGUGAGGCGUGAGAUGAUUUAACUAACGCUAAGGUGUAAAGUACUUCACUGUUGCAACUAUGAAGGAAGAUAAAGAAAAUGCUCGCCCUAAGGACAUAAGGGCUGAAGAUGGCGAAAAGUCUGAGAGGUCAAAGGAAAAGAAAGAGACCAUGACAAAGAUCAUCAUCAGACGAUUACCACCAACUAUCACCAAGGAGGAGCUAGAGGAACAGUUGCAACCACUUCCUGAGGUGGACUAUAUGGAGUUUUUCUCAAAUGACACCAGCCUGUACCCUCAUCUCUUUGCAAGAGCUUACAUUAACUUUAAAAAUCAGGAAGACAUUGUGUUGUUCAGAGAUCGGUUUGAUGGAUAUGUAUUUAUUGAUAGCAAAGGGCAGGAGUAUCCUGCUAUUGUGGAGUUUGCUCCUUUUCAAAAAACAGCCAAAAAAAGAACUAAGAAAAAGGAUGCCAAAUGUGGAACAAUAAUAGAAGAUCCUGAUUACAAAAAGUUUCUUGAUUAUUACAAUGGAAAUGAUGAGAAACUGAUAUCCACACCUGAAACAUUGCUGGAGGAGAUUGAAGCAAAAUCCAAAGAACUUGGAAAAAAAUCAACUCCUCUGCUUGACUUCUUAAAGAACAAACAGAGACUGCGGGAGGAAAAGAAAGAGGAAAGAAGAAGAAGAGAACUGGAGCGCAAGCGUCUUCGCGAUGAAGAGCGGCGAAAGUGGAGGGAGGAGGAAAGGAAAAAGCGCAAAGAAACAGAGAAAUUGAAACGGCUUGAAAAGACUCCAGAGAAAGACAAGGACCAAGUCAAAGAUGAACCUAAAAUCAAGUUACUCAAAAAGCCAGAGCGUUCUGAUGAUGGAGAGUCUGAAAAAUCUAGAGAAAAGCUCAAGAAACCAGAGAGGCCAAAUAAAGAAGACCGACCAGUUGUAAUUGCUGACCAGAAGAGACGUCAGACCCAUGACCAUAAAGAGGAUCGAGGCAGAAAAGAUGAAGAAGGGAGAAAAGAAUACAAAGAACAUGUGGAUCGUGACAGAGACAGAGAUAGGGAUCGAGAAAGAGAGAUGCGAGACAGAGAGAAAGAACGGAGACUAAAAGAAAAGGAGCGCCUCAGGCGUCAGGAUGAUGAGCGCAGAAGGCGGAGAGAGCGCCAAGAUGGAGAAAAUGCUUACAAAAAGAGAGAAGAUGAGUUUAAAAGGGAAAAAGAGCAUGGCGCAGAAAAGAAAAAGUUAGUAAACACGACAGACUGUCCUCACAAUGAAAAAUCCACCAAAGAAAACAAGAAGGAGGAUGGUGUUAAAAGAGAACGGCUACGGAACAAGGACCGUCCAGCUAUUCAGUUGUACCAGCCUGGCGCUCGAAGCCGCAAUCGUUCCGCUGUGACUGGAGCUGCUGACCCUACAGACAAGAAGGCCGAUUCUGAAACCACAAGGGUCCAGGAGAAAGGAAAUGACUGAGGGCCAUAGCAUCCAGCAUCUGUGUAGAAAUAUGUCAGCACUAUUAGUGGCUGAGCAUCAUUUCAAUCUCGCCUAAUUAGUCUUGUUAUGUUCAGAUUUAAUUCCAAGACUUUGCAUCUGAGCACUUGUUGCUGCUUGAUGGAAAACUAUAUGAAAGUGUGUUCAGGAGAUAAUUUUAGACUAAUCCAGCAAUGGCCUUUUCUAUUGUAAUCCCCAAAUGCUGCUCCUUUUUCAAGUCUGUAACCAACUGUACAGAACAUAUACUGACAACAUUUGUAGAAGUUGACUUGUCUUAUUAUUACAAUAAAAGUAAAUCUUGAUUAGAACACACAA
Boleophthalmus pectinirostris (great blue-spotted mudskipper) is the source of this 1858-nucleotide messenger RNA. RefSeq names its product UPF3B regulator of nonsense mediated mRNA decay (gene upf3b). Gene Ontology annotation, cellular component: nucleolus; cytoplasm. NCBI's taxonomy places the organism in Eukaryota, Metazoa, Chordata, Actinopteri, Gobiiformes, Gobiidae. Gene Ontology annotation, biological process: positive regulation of translation; nuclear-transcribed mRNA catabolic process, nonsense-mediated decay. Bases 146 to 1525 code for a protein of 459 amino acids. Gene Ontology annotation, molecular function: mRNA binding. The record is from RefSeq and is a predicted model, not a curated record. The transcript has 10 exons.